AUGGCAGAAACGCAUAUAUGGCAAAAACGCAAAUAUGGGAAAACGCAAAUAUGGAAAAAAACGCAAAUAUGGGAAAAACGCAAAUACGGGAAAGACGCAAAUAUGGGAAAAACACAAAUAUGGGAAAAACGCACAUAUGGCAAAAACGCAAAUAUGGCAAAAACGCAAAUAUGGCAAAAACGCAAAUAUGGAAAAAACGCAAAUAUGGAAAUAUAUGAGAAACGCAAAUAUGGGAAAAAAGCAAAUAUGGGAAAAACGCAAAUAAUGGAAAUACGCAAAUAUGGGAAAAACACAAAUAUGGGAAAAACGCAAAUAUGGGAAAGACGCAAAUAUGGGAAAAACGCAAAUAUGGGAAAAACGCAAAUAUGGGAAAAAUGCAAAUAUGGGAGAAGAUUAACUUGUGGAAAAACGCAAAUAUGGGAAAAACGCAAAUAUGGGAAAAAAACGAAUAUGGGAAAAACGCAAAUAUGGGAAAAACGCAAAUAUGGGAAAAACGCAAAUAUGGGAAGAACACAAAUAUUGGAAAAACGCAAAUAUGGGAAAAACGCAAAUAUGGGAAAAACGCAAAUAUGGGAAAAACGCAAAUAUGGGUAA
This is a messenger RNA of Schistocerca cancellata (South American locust), 594 nucleotides long. RefSeq lists its product as uncharacterized. The record is from RefSeq and is a predicted model, not a curated record. The coding region runs from base 1 to 594 and encodes 197 amino acids. The transcript is spliced from 3 exons. NCBI's taxonomy places the organism in Eukaryota, Metazoa, Arthropoda, Insecta, Orthoptera, Acrididae.